Messenger RNA from Pongo pygmaeus (Bornean orangutan), 6566 nucleotides. RefSeq names its product zinc finger and SCAN domain containing 29 (gene ZSCAN29). The transcript has 5 exons. Lineage: Eukaryota; Metazoa; Chordata; Mammalia; Primates; Hominidae. The record is from RefSeq and is a predicted model, not a curated record. Gene Ontology annotation, biological process: regulation of transcription by RNA polymerase II. The coding region runs from base 1117 to 3675 and encodes 852 amino acids. Gene Ontology annotation, molecular function: DNA-binding transcription factor activity, RNA polymerase II-specific; RNA polymerase II cis-regulatory region sequence-specific DNA binding.
UUCCGGUUUGGGAGCUGUACUUGGGAGGCUGGAGAGCCGGGGCCAGAGCCGGGGCCGGGGUCGGAUCCCGAGUGGGUGAGGCUGGCCCGGAGGCAAGGAUGCGAGGGGGUUGAGGGGCAGCUCGAGAGGUAGACUCUCCCAGGGGUGGGCUGGAGGGCGCCCUCAGGGCUCCUUAGCCGGGUCAGAGGCCUCUGGAGGGACUGCACGACAGCUCCGGGUUACCCGGCCGCAGGGAGCGGAGACAAAAGAGGCCAGAAUCCCGCAGCCGCCGCUCCUUGAGCUGAGAGCUCUGCGUCCGCGAACCAGCAGCACCUGGAGCCUCUGGCCGACACCCGAGCCAGUCCUCAGGAAGCUCGUUACUACUGCCCCUCGGACUCCGUCUCUCCAGCGCAAUGUGACUCUCCCCAAGCCCCCUCGGUCCUCGCUUUGGAGCCAAAACCAGCUUCUCUCCUUGCGCGAGGUUUUCCGACAGGUAGCUCCCUAAUCCUUGCUGAGCGGCUACUACUACGCGGGGAAAACAAAGACCCGAGAUUCUGGACGUGAUUUUUGCCUGGGGUAGGCUUUGGGAGUUGUGCAGCCCGAAGGGGCGGGGCGGACGCAGAAGGCCUCGGGAAGGACUGCGCAGAUACUGGGGGAGAUCAGCUGCGACCAGCUGGACAGAGGCUUUUUGUUGCCUUCAAGCAGGAUGGUGACUUGUCUUUAGAUCCUCUCGAACUCCAGCUCUUCUAUAUGGUUCGGACUCACUGUGCAACAUUGGCCAGGGAAGUUAAAUGGGAUCGGAUUUAGAGGAGGUGGGAGAGGGGCAGACAGUACUUUUAUUCUCUGCUGCUUCCUGGGGCUGCCCUGGAAGUCAAUCAGAAAAGCAGCUUUUGCAAAAUCUAUUUACUGAAGAUUGUGCUACCUCAGAAGGCCACUCGGAGCACAUGGGAACGCAGGCCAGCUCUGGCAAGACUUUAGACAUAUGAAUGUAUUCCUUCCGAUAGUGCCAUCUUUCUCUGCCCUAGGAAGAAACUCCUCUUACAGCCAUCUGCAGGGGAUUCUCCAAGGACAUGGGAAGACAGAUGUAAGCCCUGGAACCCAGACUCUUAAGCGAAGGGAAGCUGCUUUCUGCUGUUAAUGAUGGCCAAAUCCGCUCUAAGAGAGAAUGGCACUAACUCUGAAACCUUCCGACAGCGUUUCAGGAGAUUCCAUUACCAGGAGGUGGCUGGGCCGCGGGAGGCUUUCAGCCAACUCUGGGAACUUUGCUGUCGGUGGCUAAGGCCGGAGGUGCGCACCAAGGAGCAGAUUGUAGAACUGUUGGUGCUAGAGCAGUUCCUGACCGUCUUACCUGGGGAGAUCCAGAAUUGGGUACAGGAACAAUGUCCAGAAAAUGGAGAGGAGGCAGUGACUCUCGUGGAAGAUUUAGAAAGAGAGCCUGGAAGACCUGGAUCUUCGGUCACAGUCUCUGUGAAGGGGCAGGAAGUGCGCUUGGAGAAGAUGACACCCCCGAAAUCAUCACAAGAGUUAUUAAGUGUUCGGCAGGAGUCAGUGGAACCCCAGCCCAGGGGUGUACCCAAGAAAGAGAGGGCAAGAAGCCCAGACCUGGGACCACAGGAGCAGAUGAACCCAAAGGAGAAGCUCAAACCUUUUCAAAGGAGCGGAUUUCCAUUUCCUAAAUCCAGUGUGGUCUCCAGGUUGGAGCAAGGAGAGCCAUGGAUCCCAGAUCUGCUGGGCUCCAAGGAGAAAGAACUUCCAAGUGGCAGCCACACAGGAGACAGACGAGUGCAUGCUGAUCUGUUACCAUCCAAGAAAGAUAGAAGAAGCUGGGUGGAACAGGAUCACUGGAGCUUUGAAGAUGAGAAGGUGGCAGGUGUGCACUGGGGCUAUGAAGAGACCAGAACGCUCCUCGCAAUUCUCAGCCAGACUGAGUUUUAUGAGGCUCUCAGAAACUGUCAUAGGAACAGCCAAGUGUAUGGGGCUGUGGCUGAGCGGCUCAGGGAAUAUGGCUUCCUCCGGACCCUGGAACAGUGUCGGACCAAGUUCAAAGGUCUCCAGAAGAGCUAUCGGAAAGUCAAGAGCGGCCACCCACCUGAGACCUGCCCCUUCUUUGAAGAGAUGGAAGCCCUGAUGAGUGCUCAGGUCAUUGCUCUGCCCAAUAAUGGCCUGGAAGCAGCAGCUUCUCACUCUGGCCUGGUAGGCAGCGAUGCUGAGACUGAGGAGCCAGGGCAGAGGGGCUGGCAGCAUGAGGAGGGAGCAGAAGAGGCUGUGGCUCAGGAGUCUGACAGUGAUGACAUGGAUCUAGAGGCGACCCCCCAGGACCCCAACUCAACUGCACCUGUUCUGUUCAGAAGCCCAGGUGGUGUACACUGGGGCUAUGAAGAGACCAAGACUUACCUUGCAAUUCUUAGUGAGACCCAGUUUUAUGAAGCCCUCCGGAACUGUCACCGCAACAGCCAGCUGUAUGGAGCAGUGGCUGAGAGGUUAUGGGAAUAUGGCUUUCUUAGGACCCCGGAGCAGUGUCGGACCAAGUUUAAAAGCCUGCAAACCAGCUAUCGGAAAGUUAAGAAUGGCCAGGCACCAGAGACCUGUCCCUUCUUUGAAGAGAUGGAUGCUUUGGUGAGUGUCCGGGUUGCUGCCCCACCCAACGAUGGCCAGGAAGAGACUGCUUCUUGCCCCUUCCAGGGGACCAGUGAGGCUGAAGCUCAGAAGCAAGUCGAGGAGGCAGACGAGGCCACAGAGGAAGAUUCUGAUGAUGAUGAAGAGGAUACUGAGAUACCCCCAGGGGCUGUCAUAGCCCGUGCUCCAGUGUUAUUCCAAAGCCCCCGUGGUUUUGAAGCUGGAUUUGAGAAUGAAGAUAAUUCAAAACGGGAUAUUUCUGAGGAAGUACAACUGCAUAGGACAUUACUUGCAAGAUCUGAAAGGAAAAUUCCCCGGUAUCUUCAUCAGGGUAAAGGCAAUGAGAGUGAGUGUAGAUCAGGAAGACAGUGGGCAAAGACCUCAGGGGAGAAAAGAGGAAAACUGACACUCCCAGAGAAGAGCUUAAGUGAAGUCCUAAGUCAACAGAGACCUUGCUUGGGAGAGAGACCCUAUAAAUAUCUCAAAUACAGCAAAAGCUUUGGUCCAAAUUCCCUUCUCAUGCAUCAGGUAUCCCACCAGGUGGAAAAUCCAUAUAAAUGUGCUGAUUGUGGGAAAAGCUUCAGUCGGAGUGCACGACUCAUUAGACACCGGAGAAUCCACACUGGAGAGAAACCUUAUAAAUGUCUUGACUGUGGAAAAAGUUUCCGUGACAGUUCAAAUUUCAUCACCCAUAGGAGAAUCCACACAGGAGAGAAACCUUAUCAAUGUGGUGAGUGUGGGAAAUGCUUCAAUCAGAGCUCAAGCCUUAUCAUUCACCAGAGAACCCACACAGGAGAAAAGCCCUAUCAAUGUGAAGAGUGUGGAAAAAGCUUCAAUAACAGUUCUCAUUUUAGUGCACAUCGGAGGAUACACACAGGAGAGAGACCCCAUGUGUGUCCUGACUGUGGAAAGAGUUUCAGUAAGAGUUCUGACUUACGUGCACAUCAUAGAACCCACACAGGAGAGAAACCCUAUGGGUGUCAUGACUGUGGCAAGUGCUUCAGUAAAAGCUCUGCCCUUAAUAAGCACCGAGAAAUCCAUGCACGGGAAAAGCUUCUGUCACAGUCAGCUCCUAAGUAAGCCCCUGAGGAUAUAUAAAGGAAAGAGGCUCAAUAAAUGUAUUGUUUAGAAAGUCUUCCAAUAGUGAGAUCCAUCUACUAUUCUAUGUCCAGUUAGCUUAGGAAAUUCACUUUAGGAUUUAUGCCACUGUUUGUUCCUUGUUUUUCCUGAUCUAGAGUCAAAUCCCCAAGGCAGUCUAAAGAAUGAAAGGAAGAUUUCAGUCCCUCUCCUUGCCUGCAUCUGAACUGAUGGAUAACAUCUUUUACCUCUCAGUGUCUAUGGUGUUCCCUUAAUAUAAGCAGAGAGGACAUGGUAAUAGAUCCUAUGAAUUUGAUAAGCAUCCUUCUUUACUCAUUCUGUCAUUCAGCUGCAUUUUGACAGGAAAAACCCAUUACAUUUCAAGAAGAAGUUAUGAGACUUUGCCCAUUAGAUGAGUCUAGCUCUUUUUUUUUUGGAGAUGGAGUUUUGCUCUUGUUGCCCAGGCUGGAGUGCAAUGGCACGAUCUCAGCUCACUGCAACCUCUGCUUCCUGGGUUCAAGUGAUUCUCCUACCUCAGCCUCCCAAGUGGCUGGAAUUACAAGCAUGCGCCACCAUGCCCAGCUAAUUUUGUAUUUUUAGUAGAGACGGGGUUUCUCCAUGUUGGGCAGGCUGGUCUCAAACUCCUGACCUCAGGUGAUCUGCCUGUCUCGGCCUCCCAAAGUGCUGGGAUUACAGGCAUGAGCCACUGCGCUGGGCUUUUUUUUUUCGAGAUGGAGUCUCACUCUGUCGCCCAGGCUGGAGUACAGUGGCAUGAUCUCAGCUCACUGCAAUCUCUGCCUUCUGGGUUCAAACAAUUUUCCUGCCUCAGCCUCCUGAGUAGCUGGGAUUACAGCCACCUGCCACCACACCCGGCUAAAUUUUGUAUUUUUAGUAGAGAUGGGGUUUCACCAUGUUGGCCAGGCUGGUUUUGAACUGACCUUGUGAUCUGCCUGCCUAGGUCUCCCAAAGUGCUGGGAUUACAGGUGUGAGCCAAUGCACCCGGCUUAGCUAUUCUUUAUACAAUAAUGGAAAUGCUAAAAUGAAUGACUCUUCCUGCUCACUUAAACCUGUGCUCAAAAUGACAUAUUUGUCAGGCACCCUCUUCAUUUACCUUAAAGAAGGAGAGUUUAAUGUCCAUCUUGGUUCUGCCCUAUGAAUCAUCUUGUCAAGAACAGGUGUUCUUAUGCAGAAACAAUGAAAACCUUAUACUGAAGUGUGAACCCUGGAUUUCUUAGUUUCUUCUGAGUCCUAGAAGAAGGGUUGGAAUAGAAUAAUACAUUUACAGGAUUUAGGUUGGUUUUCUUUCUGCCCAGUCUCAUCUGAAUUUCAUCUGUCCCUUGUGGUCCAGAAGUUCCACAGAGCAAGGCAGCUGCAUGUGGUGACAGGUAGAGCAGUUAAAGCUGCAAACAGGGACUCGUCCAUAUUCCACACACCUAGUAUAGUGUUAUGCCCUCAUGGGCACUUACCUGCAAUAAGCAGAAGCCACUGCCACAUUCCCACGUAUUAGGAAAAUGGACUACUGUGUGCGAACAGGCCCUUUACCCUAAUGGCAGGGAAGAUGGAUUAUCUUUGGCCAGUGGAGCUGCCAAUCUAGACAUACACAUUCAGCUGAAUACAAUUAAAAGCAGUUCUUUAAAUGCAAAUAUAAUUACUCAUCUUUAUAAUACAAUAGUAUUAACUGCCCAUAUGCUCAUAGUAUGAUGAGCCCUGUAUAGCACAAGAUCAACAAGUCCUCUCCUUGUCCUUACAAUCUAAAGCAGAUGACACUGACAUGGACAACCAAGUGCACAUGCAUAGUUGCAGCAGUUUUAGAGAAAUCUAGAAAGCUAGGUAGCAACACUAUGCAUAAAUGUUGUGGUCCAAUGCAUUAGUUUGCUGUAACAAAAAUCUGGGAGAUAUUUUUUCUCUUUAUUCAGGAAGGCUUCAUGAAGCAGGAAGUGUUCAAAGGAGGGAAGGUUACUGGUUAAAUUAUGAUAGGAAGAACUUCCCAUAACUAGUUGCAAAAUUGAGUGCUGGGUGGGUUGAGGAACGGGAAAAUAGGGGAGCAAGGUGUUUUGUGUAGAUGGAACAAAGGGCAAAGGAUAGACUGUAAGGAAGGCCAGAUAAAGCUUGGAGUAGUAUGAGAACUUGAGGAAUAGUAUGAUAUGGGCUGUGCAGCAGGCAGAGAGAAUCACCUUAGCUGAAACAUGGGUGUUAGGAGCAGACCAUGAGGUGGUAGAACCAUCAUCUAUAGUAAAUCAGAUACUGUGCUAUAACUACCGAUAAGGAAACAGCUGACUGGCACUGAAAGAAUAAGCAGUUUUAGGGGACUAGCUCCUAUGGGAGAUAAAGGUCAGAAAUCAUAAUAUCUGAUGAAGAUAUUUUGAUGAGCAGGUGAGAAGAAAGAUAAACAUGGCCAGAUGGCCAAGGACUGGGAUAAGUAGCCGUUUCACAUUCAAUUAGAAUUCUAUGGCUAGAAUAAGAUCAGGGGGAGCAGUAGGAAGAUAUAGCAUUCUAUAAUUCAUAGCUUGUUGUGUUAGAGAUUAAUUAGGAUUCUGCUGUUGAAUCUUGGUACAAAAUAAUAUUUAUUAGGAAUUAAGGGAAGAUGGUACUUCUGUUAUGUUGCCUAAGCAGACAGGAAGCUACAAGAAACACCAGUCUGAAGUAGUGCCUCAGGAUCUGAGAUGAUUUAGGAAGUGUGCUGUAAUGUCAAAAAAAAAAAAAAAAAUUACUGUCUUUAGUAUAUCUAUGUAUAGUCUCGUGGGAAAAGCAUUGGUUGGGAUAUCAACAGAUACUCUGGUUCCAGAUGUCUUGUAAGUUAACCUGCCUCCAUUUCCCUUUCUGUAAAGCAAAAUAAUGUUUACACCUAAUCUGUUUCUCAGGGAUACCAUAUUAAUAAAAAUUAUGUCUAUAAA